This is a messenger RNA of Pungitius pungitius (ninespine stickleback), 3708 nucleotides long. It is a transcript of the gene aars1, whose product is annotated as alanyl-tRNA synthetase 1. Bases 138 to 3038 code for a protein of 966 amino acids. Gene Ontology annotation, cellular component: cytoplasm; mitochondrion. NCBI's taxonomy places the organism in Eukaryota, Metazoa, Chordata, Actinopteri, Perciformes, Gasterosteidae. The transcript has 20 exons. Gene Ontology annotation, molecular function: ATP binding; nucleic acid binding; alanine-tRNA ligase activity. Gene Ontology annotation, biological process: alanyl-tRNA aminoacylation. The record is from RefSeq and is a predicted model, not a curated record.
GUAGGACCAAUAGUCGACCGUUAUAGGCGUGUCCACUAGCUGUGCUUUCCUCGUCAAGCAGCGUGGGCUAAAGCUGUGUGUCUGGAGCAGUAACUGAGUCAUUCUACGAGAUUUGAGACCUCUACAGCUGAUUCAGAAUGGACUCCUCUUUGAGUGCAGCUCAAAUCCGCGAGAAGUUCAUCGACUUCUUCCGUCGCCAUGAGCACGUGUACGUCCACUCGUCAUCCACCAUCCCACUGGACGACCCCACGCUGCUUUUUGCAAACGCCGGCAUGAACCAGUUCAAGCCCAUCUUCUUGAACACCAUCGACCCGUCCCACCCUAUGGCCAGGCUGUGCCGUGCCGCCAACACACAAAAGUGUAUCCGUGCAGGAGGCAAACACAAUGACCUGGACGAUGUGGGUAAAGACGUCUACCACCACACCUUCUUUGAGAUGCUAGGGUCCUGGUCCUUUGGGGACUACUUUAAGCAACUGGCCUGUAAGAUGGCCUUGGAGCUGCUGACCCAGGAGUUUGGUAUUUCCAUAGAACGUCUGUAUGUCACCUACUUCGGCGGUAACUCGGAUGCAGGCCUGGAGCCGGACCUGGAGUGCAAACAGAUCUGGAUGGACCUGGGGGUGGAUGAGGCUCGCAUCCUGCCGGGCAGCAUGAAGGAUAACUUCUGGGAGAUGGGGGACACCGGCCCCUGUGGCCCCUGCAGUGAGAUCCACUUUGACCGCAUCGGAGGGAGGGACGCCUCUCACCUGGUGAACAUGGACGAUCCCAAUGUCCUGGAGAUCUGGAACCUGGUGUUCAUCCAGUUCAACAGAGAGUCCGCAACUGAGCUGAAGCUUCUGCCUAAGAAAAGCAUCGACACCGGUAUGGGCCUGGAGCGCCUGGUGUCCGUACUGCAAAACAAGAUGUCCAACUAUGACACGGACCUCUUCGUCCCGUACUUUGAAGCCAUUCAGAAGGGUACAGGUGCUCGAGCGUAUACAGGUAAAGUAGGUGCAGAGGAUUCUGAUGGCAUCGACAUGGCCUACCGCGUCCUGGCUGACCACGCCCGCACCAUCACCAUCGCCCUAUCGGAUGGCGGCCGACCCGACAACACAGGAAGAGGCUACGUUUUGCGGCGGAUUCUGCGCCGCGCAGUCCGUUACUCUCACGAGAAGCUGGGAGCUCAGAAGGGCUUUUUUGCCACUCUGGUGGACGUGGUGGUCGCUUCCCUGGGUAAUGCCUUCCCAGAGCUAAAGAAAGACCCAGAAAUGGUGAAGGACGUUAUUAAUGACGAGGAGGAGCAGUUCCUCAAAACACUCAGCAGGGGGCGCCGCAUCUUGGAUAGAAAGAUCAUGAGCCUGGGAGACAACAAGACCAUCCCAGGUGACACGGCAUGGCUGUUGUAUGACACAUACGGCUUCCCCCUGGACCUGACCUCUCUCAUUGCGGAGGAGAAAGGCAUGGCGGUGGACAUCGCUGCCUUUGAAGAGGAGAAGAAGGCCGCACAGUUAAAGUCUCAGGGAAAGGGGGCCGGCGACGUGGACCACAUCAUGUUGGACAUCUACGCCAUCGAUGAGUUGAGAAACAAGAACGUCCCCGCCACAGACGACUCCUCCAAAUACAAAUACACCUCAGAGGAAAACGGCAACUACGAGUUUGAGCAGCCCUCGUGCACCGUGCUGGCGCUGCGAUGCGACCGCGCCUUCUGCGACACUGUGACCACGGGCCAGGAGUGCGGCGUGCUGCUCGACAAGACGUCCUUCUACGCCGAGCAGGGCGGGCAGACAUUCGACGAGGGCUACAUGGUUCGAGAGGACGACAGCACGGGAGAUCGGAUGGAGUUCACGGUGAAGAACACGCAGGUUCGAGGGGGUUACGUUCUCCACCUGGGAACGGUCUAUGGCAUUCUGAAGGUUGGCGACCGCGUGACAUUGCGCGUGGAUGAGGCUCGUCGCAGGCCCAUCAUGAGCAACCACACAGCCACACACAUCUUGAACUUCGCCCUGCGGGGGGUUUUGGGGGAGGCAGACCAGAAGGGCUCCCUGGUGGCCCCUGACCGCCUGCGAUUUGACUUCACUGCUAAAGGUGCCCUGAGCACCGCGGAGGUCCGCCGCACUGAGGAGAUUGCUUGUGACAUGAUAAAAGAAGCAAAGCCGGUGUACGCCAUGGAGGCCCCACUAGCGAAAGCUAAGGCCAUUCAGGGCCUGCGCGCCGUGUUCGAUGAGACCUACCCCGACCCCGUCCGCGUCGUGUCCAUCGGUGUCCCCGUCGAGGAGCUGCUGGAGAAGCCCGACAGCACCGCCGGCUCUCUCACCUCCAUUGAGUUCUGCGGGGGAACCCAUCUGCAGAACUCGAGUCACGCCGCUCCGUUUGUCAUCGUCUCGGAGGAGGCGAUCGCUAAGGGCAUCCGCCGCAUUGUUGCUGUGACAGGAACAGAGGCCCAGAAGGCCCAGAGGAAAGCAGAUUCCCUGCUCCAGGCAUUGUCUGACGUGGGAGACAAGGUGAAGCAGCAGACGGCCCCCAACAAGGACAUCCAGAAAGACAUCGCCGACAUGACUGAGCUGAUCGGCACAGCAGUAAUCUCCCAGUGGAAGAAGGAUGAGAUGAGGGAAUCCCUUAAGGGCCUCAAGAAGACCAUGGACGACUUGGACCGCAACUACAAGGCUGACAUCCAGAAGAGAGUCCUGGAAAAGACCAAGGAGGUGAUAGAGAGCAGCCCCAACCAAGCGCUGCUCGUCAUGGAGAUGGAGACCGGAGCCUCGGCUAAGGCACUCAACGAGUCACUGAAGCUCCUAAAGUCGCAGUCACCGCAGACCGCUGCCAUGCUGUUCACGGUGGAUCCAGACGCUGGCAAGAUCACCUGCCUGUGUCAAGUGCCACAGGAUGUGGCCAAACGGGGCCUGAAGGCCAGCGAGUGGGUUCAGGAGCUGUGCCCCCUGCUGGAUGGCAAAGGAGGCGGCAAGGACAUGUCAGCACAAGCCACGGGCAAGAACACUGAGUGCCUGCAGGAGGCGCUGCGGAUGGCAAACCAGUUUGCACAGCUAAAACUGGGAGAGAACUAAGAGCAGAGAGACGUCUUUUUGGGAGAAGGAGGAGGAGGUUGCAGUUGGGUCUUAAUUGAGUUAGAAAUCCCCUAAACAUUCUCCUUUCUUCUCCCCUUGGGUCACAAAAUAUUAGAAAAGCUACCAGGUGUAUUGUUCACUCUGACAGGUGAUGCUGAGCCAACAGGGGGUGAGCGUUUUGUUUAUUAAUUUACACGAUUGAUUCAUCUCUGGAAGUUACUUGACUAUAAGGCAAGAUCCUCGCAUGCAGUUAAGUGAAACAGGGCUGCAGAUAAUUUGAGAAAUCUUGUUUCACUGUGUCCACUAUUGCAUGCUUGGGACAGAAGAAAACGGAUACUUUUACUUAUGAUGAAUUCAGCCUCCAGGAAUUUCUGUGCUGCUUGGAUCAAGCGACCUUGAGUGAAUCUCCGAGUGACUGAUUGGUUAGAGUUGAGUUGAACGCCCAAUAACUGUAGCAUAUCCUUUCAAAUACAAACCGCCAUCUGACACAUUUAAUAAUUGCAUAAAAUGAUCAUGUAGGUGUCUUGUAAUUCAUCCGUUUAGCUUCAUUUUGCUGACAUUUAAUAUUGGUUGAAUGCAAAAGGUUGACCGUCUUUUAUCAUUGUAGCGGUUUCAUGUCAUAUUUGUCAAGUUGUGAGGAAGGAAUAAAUAUGACUGCUGUCUAUCUUGC